Neltuma alba is the source of this 2107-nucleotide messenger RNA. Its product is annotated as high affinity nitrate transporter 2.5. The record is from RefSeq and is a predicted model, not a curated record. Bases 215 to 1747 code for a protein of 510 amino acids. Lineage: Eukaryota; Viridiplantae; Streptophyta; Magnoliopsida; Fabales; Fabaceae. Gene Ontology annotation, biological process: transmembrane transport. The transcript is spliced from 2 exons. Gene Ontology annotation, molecular function: nitrate transmembrane transporter activity.
AAGCUUCCCUCCUCACUUUCUUUAUAAUUAAUUUUCAGCCUCUUGGUCUCUUCCAUGUCUGAAACUACUUACGCACAAUGAGCCGCGUCGCCAUGAAGCCUUCUAACUCGUGAGAAGUCAUCUUUGUGUUAGUUUUCCAAUGUCUAUAUAAUGCGCUUUUCCACUUUUAUCUGAGAUCAGAGUAUCACAAAUCCUGCAGUCGAAAGAGCAAAGAAUGGAUAUUUCAGAUUCUGCAGUUGAGUCUCAGUUGAGAAAAUUCGCUCUUCCUGUGGAUUCUGAACACAAGGCAACUGAGUUCAGAUUAUUCUCAGUGGCUAAACCCCACAUGCGAGCCUUCCAUCUUUCUUGGAUCUCCUUCUUCGCCUGCUUCGUCUCUAGCUUCGCUGCUCCUCCUCUCCUUCCUCUCAUUCGUGAUAAUCUCAACCUCACAGCCACCGACAUUGGAAAUGCUGGGAUUGCAUCAGUUUCUGGUGCAGUUUUCGCUCGAAUCGCUAUGGGCACUGUGUGUGACUUGUUUGGCCCUCGUCUUGCUUCUGCUUCUCUCAUUCUCCUGACAGUACCAGCAGUUUAUUGUUCUUCCAUUAUCUCAUCUUCUACCUCCUUCCUUCUGGUUCGCUUUUUCACAGGCUUCUCACUAUCCACCUUCGUCUCAACUCAGUUCUGGAUGAGCUCUAUGUUCUCUACUCGAGUCGUUGCUUCAGCCAAUGGACUUGCAGCUGGAUGGGGAAACCUAGGAGGAGGAGCCACACAGCUUGUUAUGCCUCUUGUAUUUGCAAUCGUUCGUGAUAUUGGUGCUGUCAAAUUCACAGCAUGGCGAAUAGCGUUCUUCAUUCCUGCGAUAUUUCAGAUGUUAACAGCAUUUGCAGUGUUCAUAUUUGGCCAGGAUUUGCCAGAUGGGAACUUCCAUAACUUGAAGAAAUCUGGGGAAAAGCCAAAGGAUGACUUGAAAAGAGUUCUUUUCUUUGGGAUCUCAAAUUACAGAGGGUGGAUUCUGGCUUUGACUUAUGGAUAUUGCUUUGGGGUAGAGCUAGCAAUAGAUAAUAUCAUAGCUGAGUACUUCUAUGACAGAUUUAAUCUGAAACUUCAUACAGCAGGACUAAUUGCUGCAAGCUUUGGAUUAGCCAAUAUAUUUUCUCGACCUGGAGGAGGCUAUAUAUCAGAUUUAGUGGGGAAGAGGUUUGGAAUGAGAGGUAGGCUUUGGGCCUUAUGGCUGUGCCAAACCCUAGGAGGUGUGUUCUGUGUAAUUCUUGGAAAGGUAGCAUCUUUAACAGUAUCCAUCAUUGUCAUGAUCAUAUUCUCUAUAUUUAUUCAAGCUGCUUGUGGGAUGACAUUUGGGGUGGUUCCUUUUGUCUCAAGAAGGUCAUUGGGGGUCAUAUCUGGAAUGACAGGAGGCGGAGGAAAUGUGGGUGCAGUUUUAACACAGUUAAUAUUCUUCACAGGAUCGAAAUACUCAAAGGAAACUGGUAUUACCUUAAUGGGCUUGAUGAUCAUAUGUUGUACACUCCCAAUAUGUCUGAUAUACUUCCCACAAUGGGGCGGCAUGUUUUGUGGGCCAUCGUCGUCGAAGAGAGUUUCAGAAGAAGAUUACUACCUGUCUGAGUGGAGCCCAGAGGAACAAGAGAAAGGGUCCCACCAUGGAAGCUUGAAGUUUGCAGAUAACAGCAGAAGUGAAAGAGGCAUCAGAAGCAGUGCUCAUCGCUCUACUGCAACUAAUCCUUCUGAUGACGCCACGCCACCAAUUGUGUGAUUAUAUGCUCCAGAUCAAUCAAGUUUGUGUCAACAAAAAUAUUCUGGUUUGCUUAUAAAUGUAGGGGUGGCUUUGGUAUUUUCAAAGAUUGCACUUGGUUACAAAUCGUUCAUGCGUUGUUUGGAAGGAGCGUUUAGUUUAGGUGGACCAGUGAAAUCUAUUAUAUGCUACUGUUAGUUAUCAUUACAAACUAGAUCUUGUAUUUAAAAGCAAAGAUAAUAUUUACUAGUAGUACCAGUAUGCCAAUUCUGUAAGAAAACAAAAUGAUGUGGCUUUGCUUUGUAAAUAUUAACAUCUUCUGGGUUUUUUGCAGUUAAUUUCAUGUGCAAUGGUUAAGCGAUUUGAUUUUGGUUUAUUGAA